AUGACGCUCCUAUCACGGUCCAUGUCGGCCUUCAAGUUCCCAAACAAUACAAACCAGGCGGGCAGUAGCAGCAGUAGCAGUAGCAGUAGAGCAGAAGCAGGACCCUCCCGUCAACCACCCCGUCCCUUCCCCUUUCUCCGACUACCCCGCGAAAUCCGUGACGAAAUAUAUUCCUACCUCGUCCUCUUCGAUCCACAACCUCUCGCCUCGACCGCCAAAUACUUCCUGCCACAAUUCCAACAACCCCUAAGUACGAUCCGAUCCGCCGCUCCUCUUGUAAAACUCCAACGACCAAGACUAGAUCUUGCGAUAUUCCGUGUAAACCGAAAGAUCCAUGAAGAAGCAGCUAGAAUGUUUUAUAGGGAGAAUACUUUCCCUAUUAGGAUUAUUAUUCGUAGACCUGGGUAUUCGAUGAAAUUUCCCGCGAAGAAGGGUGGGUUUGAUGUCUAUUAUGAGACUCUGUGGGAUCGUGUCAACUUCUUUUAUCAUCCGGAUCAACAUGUCCGCGAAUUCCAAGAAGUCCAAGAAUUCUACCUCGGCCGCACCUUCGCCCCCAUCCACAACCCAGAAUCCGAACUCCUCCCAGCCGCCAUCUACCGUCCCGUUCUCCGCAAAGUUCACAUAGACGUAAUAGACACCCGCACCGGCGACGAAGAUUGGAGAGAAGAGCCCCGCUCAAGCGUCCGCACGGUCCUAAUGCCCCUCGUAGCCCGUCUAAAGCCCGUCCUAAACCCUGCAGGAAAGCGUCUAAACGUCAAAAUUAGAAUCCUAACCAUAAUGGAAUCAUACAACCCCACGGACCCGAACUACGGAUCCUACGAAAAUACAUCCGCAUGGGGGGAUGUUUAUAACGAUAUUAAGAGGAAGAAGGUUAAACGACCGUCAGAGAAGAAUGUGAAAAGACUUAUUGCGAUGGCGUGGCCGUUGACGAGGGGGAAGUGGAAGUAUUCGCUUGUUACGCCGUUGGAUCUACACUUGAUAUUUGAGAAGGCUAUUAAAGCAGAGUUGGAGAAGUGUAAUAAGGAUGUAGGGACUGAGGAACAAGAAGCGGAAUAUAAGAGUGCGAAGUUGGGGGAGAUGUGUUUUUGGACGAGGGAGAAAGGGAGGUUAGUGGUUAUGAGUACUGCGGAUUAG
This is a messenger RNA of Orbilia oligospora ATCC 24927, 1134 nucleotides long. RefSeq lists its product as uncharacterized. The coding region runs from base 1 to 1134 and encodes 377 amino acids. NCBI's taxonomy places the organism in Eukaryota, Fungi, Ascomycota, Orbiliomycetes, Orbiliales, Orbiliaceae. The record is from RefSeq and is a predicted model, not a curated record. The transcript is spliced from 2 exons.